Messenger RNA from Caenorhabditis briggsae, 2307 nucleotides. It is a transcript of the gene Cbr-dur-1, whose product is annotated as Protein CBR-DUR-1. Lineage: Eukaryota; Metazoa; Nematoda; Chromadorea; Rhabditida; Rhabditidae. The coding region runs from base 1 to 2307 and encodes 768 amino acids. The record is from RefSeq and is a predicted model, not a curated record. The transcript has 19 exons.
AUGCGAACUCUUUUAAUCUUUGUUUCGUUGUGCGCUGUACUGUGCUUUACUGCUCCGGUAUCAGAACAAGUUUCUGGACUCCGAGCUAAACGCAAUCUUGAAGAAGCAGCUAGUAGUGGAGCCGAGGCAGUCGCAGAGAAACAUACUCUUCGAGUAGCAGCUAGACUAGAAACUCAAACCGAUAGAUUGAAGCGUCAGCAGAGUGCCGAGGAACGCACUCGCGCCGAAGCCGACGCUCGUCGUCGUGAACGCUGUCGCAACCGCCGUCCCCCACAGCCAACCCCCGGACCCCCACCACCAAGAAACAACUGUCUUCCCCCACCGGGACCCCCACCUCCAUGUCAACAACAGUACCAACCACCAUCCCCAUGCCAACAAAGCCAACCCCAACCACCACAACCACAGCCACAGAGAACUGGAGGAUGCUUGCCAUCUCCAAGAGGUUAUGAGAAUCAACCACAACCACAACAACAGUACCCUCAACCUCAGCAACAGCGUGGUGGAUGUACUUACAGUCAACCACAACCACAACCCCAACCUCAACCCCCAUGUUAUCAGCCUCAGCCAGAGCCUCCACGUCAAACUGGAGGAUGUCUUCCAGGCCCUUAUUACCCACCAAACACCAUGCCCCCACCACAACCCCAACAACCAUAUCCACAACAAAGAUCCGGCGGUUGCCGUCAAAGAGCCCCACAACCCCAACAACCCCAACCCCAAUACCCGAGAACCAAUGAGUUCCGUGCCCCAACUGUUGAAUGUCAUGGAAAUGGACAAGAUCCAUGCAAUUCCCAACCACAACAAGAGGAUCCAUGCGUCGGGAAAGUGAACAUCGUUUCAGUUGACGCGGCGGGAAAAGUUGAUCAUUAUUUGUAUGAGACCAAGAAGCAAGCAGGAGAUGUCAUUGGUAAUUCUGCUAAUCAGGCAUCUGAAACUGCUCAAGGAAUGCACUGGGCCGGAGAUAGAGCUAGAGAAGCUGGAUCGACACUGAAUGAGGCUGCACAUGAUGGAUAUGAACAUGGACGUGAUGGAGUUGCUGAUAUGAGAGAGAAACUUGAAGAGACUGGACAUGAGAUCGAGGAAGCCGCAGCUAGAAAGGGUGAUGAAGCGAUAGACGCCGCAGCAACAAAAGCUGAAGAAACAAAAGAAGCUGCAAAGGAUACUGCCAACUCUGCAAUUGAGAAAACAAAGCAUGGAGCUGGAGUUGUCUACGAUACUGCCGCCGAAGGAGCAAGUAACAUGGCUCAGUCAAUGCAUGAUGCUGGAAAAUCUGCUGGAGAUGCUUUCGUUGGAGGGGCUGAAGCUGCCGGAGAAGCAGUCAGAGAUGGAGCCGGAUGGGUUGGAGAAAAGUUUCAACAUGGAGCCGCAGUCGUUGUCGAUGGAGCUAAAUCUGUUGGACAAGGGGCCGCUGAUGGAGCCACUGUUCUUGGUGAAAACGUUGCCUACGGAGUUGGAGCUGUUUAUGGAGGAGCUAAAUACGCCGGAGGAAAGCUCAUUAACGGAACCGCGCAGGGAGCCGGAAUUGUUGCUGGUGGAGUUGUGGGCGCUGGAGAGGCUGCGGUUGAUGGAGCUAAGGCUGCUGGAAACGCUGUUGUUGAUGGAGCAUUAACCGUCGGAAAUAAGACCAAGGAAGGAAUGCGUUUCGUAGGAGAAAACGUCGCUCACGGAGCCGGAGUUGUUGCAGGUGGAGCUGGUAAGUUUAAGGUCGAUAACGCUGUGGAACCUUUUGAAACUUCAGUGGGUGCUGGAGAAGCUGUCGUUGAUGGAGCCAAAGCUGCAGGGGACGCUGUUGUCGAUGGAGCUCUGACUGUCGGAAACAAGACCAAGGAAGGAGUAAGAUUCGUCGGUGACAAUGUUGCUCACGGAGCUGGUGUUGUGGCUGGUGGAGCUGUGGGCGCUGGAGAAGCUGCAGUUGAUGGAGCAAAAGAAGGAGCAAAUUAUGUAGGAAACAAGACCUUAGAAGGCGCUGAAGCGGUUGCUGAUGGCGCUAAAUCUCUUGGAAGCACUGUGGUUGAUGGAGUCGCUGCUGCUGGUGGAGCUGUUGUGGGUGGAGCCAAGGCUGUCGGUAGCGGAAUUGCUGAUGGAGCCCGAUUUGUUGGCGAGAAUGUUGCUCACGGAGCUGGAGUUGUUGCUGGUGGAGCUGAAGCCGCUGGAGGAGCUGUAGUAGAUGGAGCAGCCGCUGCUGGUGGAGCUGUCGUAGGAGGAGCGAAAGCAGUCGGAGGAUUCGUGGCGGACACUUUCAAUUCUGGAAGAGAUGCUGCUGGAGAUGCACUGAAAUCUGCUGGAUCUGCUGUCAAGGCAUCAGAAUAA